Messenger RNA from Rodentolepis nana, 903 nucleotides. NCBI's taxonomy places the organism in Eukaryota, Metazoa, Platyhelminthes, Cestoda, Cyclophyllidea, Hymenolepididae. The record is from the annotation of a GenBank genome assembly.
AUGGGCAAGUCAGGCUCCGGCAAAACAAGUAUGAGAAGUAUAAUCUUCUCUAACUUCAUCGCCAGAGACACCAGACGACUCGGCCCAACAAUGGAUGUUGAGCAUGUUCAUUUAAGAUUUUUGGGUGGAUUAGUUUUGAAUCUAUGGGAUUGUGGAGGACAGGCUGGGUUCAUGGAGAGCUACUUUGCUACACAAAGGGAAAAUAUUUUCCGCAAUGUUGAGGUCCUCAUCUAUGUGUUCGAUGUUGAAAGUCAGGAUUUAAAGAGAGAUUUGGUUUAUUACCGGAAUUGUCUUGAUGCCAUCAACGAACAUUCUCCCGGAGCAAAAGUUUUCUGUCUAGUUCACAAGAUGGAUCUUGUUCCUCAGCACAAGCAGGCCGUGGUUUUUACUGAACGGGAAAAGCAACUUAUUUCUGCCACUCGUCCAGGCACUUGUGUCUGUUUCGGAACAUCAAUUUGGGACGAAACGCUUUAUAAAGCUUGGUCAAAGAUUGUUUACCAGAUGGUUCCAAAUGUCAAAGCUCUAGAGAAAAAUCUCAUCCAGCUGUGUGAGGUCUUAGAGGCAGAUGAAAUUAUUCUAUUCGAGAGGUCAACUUUCCUCGAAAUCGCUUGCCAUACGACAAAAGAACACCCAGAUCCCCAUAGAUUCGACAAAAUCAGCACUAUUAUCAAGCAGUUUAAACUUUCUUGUACGAAAUCCGGCGCAAAUUUUACGGCUAUUGAACUCCAAACUGCGCACUUCUCCGCCUUCAUUGACGGUUUUACACCAAACACAUAUGUCAUGGUGAUUAUGUCAGACCCCUCCAUUGGCUCAUCCGCUACUCUACUGAAUAUCCGAAAUGCCAAGAAACAUUUUGAGAAGCUAGAAAAGGUCGAGGCACCCCAUUCAGCUAUUCUUGGUUGA